Molecule: messenger RNA, 2866 nt
Organism: Prunus avium (sweet cherry)
Lineage: Eukaryota; Viridiplantae; Streptophyta; Magnoliopsida; Rosales; Rosaceae
Source: RefSeq, a predicted model, not a curated record
AUGGCAGAAGGAGUCCUCUUCAACAUUGCAGAAGGGAUCAUUGGCAGGUUGACCUCCCAUGCGUUCCAAGAGAUGGGAUUGAUUUGGGGUGUCAAAGAUGAGCUCCUGAAGCUUGAGGAGACAGUUGCCCAAAUCCAAGCUGUUCUUCUUGAUGCAGAGCAAAAGCAAGCGACUCAUGCAGUCAAAUUGUGGCUUCAAAGCCUAGAAGAUGCUGUUUAUCAAGCUGAUGACGUGCUAGAUGAAUUUUAUGCUGAAGGACAGUGGAGACAAAUGAUGCCCGGAAAUAAUCAAGUGUUAAAGCAGGUAUGCAUCUUCUUCUCUAGCUCAAACCAGCUUGCUUUUCGGCUAAAGAUGGGUCAUAAGAUUAAAAGUAUUAAGGAGAGACUUAAUGUGAUUGCAUCUCGUAGAAACUUUCACUUAGAAGUGAGUCGUGAAGAUACACGAUUUAGAAGGGUAACUCACUCUUUUGCCCCUACGGAAACUAUUAUAGGGAGAAAUGAAGAUAAAAAUGCAAUUAAACAACUCUUGUUUGAUACCGUCUCUGAAGAGAAUGUAUCAAUCAUUUCCAUAGUCGGAUUCGGAGGAUUGGGAAAAACUGCACUUGCCCAACUCUUAUUCAACGAUCCAGAGGUCCAAACUUAUUUUGAGCUGAAAAUGUGGAUAUGUGUCUCUAAUGUAUUUGAGUUGGAUGUACUAGUUAAGAAAAUCAUUCAAUCUGCAACUAAUGACAUAGCCAAAAGUCUUGAGAUUGAUCAGUUGCAAAAAGAACUGAGGAAAAUAAUAGAUGGGAAGAGAUACCUCCUUGUGUUAGAUGAUGUUUGGAACGAGAAUCGUGAAAAAUGGUUUGGCUUGCAAAACUUGUUGUUGGGUGGUGCAAAAGGUAGCAAAAUACUAAUAACCACUCGUAGUGAAAUAGUUGCAAAAAUAACAGACACAUCUAAACCAUAUAACAUUAGGGGCUUAAGUGAAGCGCAGUCUUGGUAUUUGUUUAAGAAAAUGGCAUUCCAAGAUGGAAAAGAGCCAACGAGUUCAACCAUUAAGGCCCUUGGGGAGGAGAUUGCUAGAAAAUGUAAGGGGGUUCCGCUUGCUAUAAGGACCAUAGGACGGAUGUUGUACACUAGAGAUCCAGAAACUGAGUGGUUAGCUUUCAAGAAUAACAAGCUUUCAACAAUAAGGCAAGAAGAAACUGAUAUUUUACCAACACUUCAGCUGAGUUAUGAUGUUCUCCCAUCACAUUUGAAACAUUGUUUUGCUUAUUGUAGUUUGUUCCCGCCUGAUUAUAAGAUUCCCGUACAUAAUUUAAUUAAGCUGUGGGUGGCACAAGGGUUUGUUAAGUCUUCAAAUCCUAAUGAGUGCUUGGAAGAUGUUGGUUAUGCAUAUUAUAACGAACUAGUUUGGAGAUCUUUUUUGCAAGAAGAAGAAAAAGAUGAGUUUGGUAUAAUACAAAGCUGUAAAAUGCAUGAUCUCAUGAAUGAACUUGCUGUUAAAGUGGCAGGGGAGGGAAGCACAAUAAUAGAUCGCAAUAAGACUGAUUUUGAUGCAAAAUGUCUUCUUCAUGUAUCUUUCGAUUUUAAGGUUGAUUUGUCGAAAUGGAAGAUACCAACAUCCUUGCUGGAAUCAAAUAAGCUAAGGACUUUUCUUUUCCUAAGACAAGAGUGGCAGGAGAGACAAGAGCGGCAGGAGAAGUCAUUUUGUGCUACACUUGCUUCAAAUUUUAAGUCAUUGCGUACGUUGAGUUUGAAUAAAUUGGGAAUUACAAAAUUGCCAAAAUGUCUUAGGAAAAUGAAACAUUUAAGAUAUCUUGAUCUUAGUGAUAACAAAAAAAUGGAGAGACUUCCAAAUUGGAUAGUCAAACUUCAAAAUUUGGAAACACUAGAUCUCUCAAGAUGUAAGUCUCUUGUGGAAUUGCCUAGAGAUAUCAAGAAAUUGAUCAACUUGAGGCAUCUCAUUCUGGAACGCUGUUAUGAAUUGGCUCGAAUUCCUCAUGGAUUGGGUGAUUUGGCUUGUCUUCGUACUUUGAGUAGAUUUGUUUUGAGCAAAAAUAAUUCCAUGUUGAGGGACAGUGCAGGGCUCAGUGAGUUGGGGAAGUUGAAGAAUUUAAGAGGAGAGUUGGAGAUUAGAAAUUUGAGGUGCGAGCAAGAUAUGGUGUUAGAAUUGAAUUAUGAUGGUGCAGUUUUGAAGGAGAAGCAACAUCUCUAUUCGUUGACUUUACAUUGGAUGCGUGUUGAAAGAGUAAAUAGUGAUGCGAUUGAGGAGGAGAGUGAUGUAAUUAUUAAGUCAAUGGAAGCGCUGCAGCCCCAUUCAAGUCUAAAACAAUUAGUCGUGGAAGGAUUCCCGGGUGAGAGGCUUGCGAGUUGGUUUCAUUCUCUCACAAAUAUUGUUAAUCUCCGAUUGUAUUACUGUGACAGAUGCCAACAUCUUCCACCGUUGGAUGAUUUACCUUUUCUUAAGCGUCUUAUGCUUUUCUGUUUAUGGAAUUUGGAGUACAUAUCAUCAGAAGACAAGGUUAAGGACUUUGCCAGUGAGAUGAUGAUGUCAGCUGCUUCUCCCUCCUUAAGGGAACUGAAAAUUUGGAGUUUGCCGAAAUUGGCCUCACUACCAGAAGGGAUGGGCAACCUCAAAUCACUUCAGUUGCUUUGGAUAUUGGAUUGCCCUAAUUUGGCAUCACUCCCAGAAGGGCUUCGUUGCCUCACCUCAUUACAACGGUUGAUAAUUGGGUGUUGCCCCCCCAUCUUAAAGCAAAGAUGCCAGAAAGAAACAGGUGAGGACUGGUCCAAGAUUGCUCACAUCCCAAACAUCAGCAUUGAUAAUCAUAAAUAUUAAGGAUUGGGUGAGUGGAGAUUGGGUCCCCACUAAAAACUUUUAU